Carya illinoinensis is the source of this 648-nucleotide messenger RNA. Its product is annotated as E3 ubiquitin-protein ligase ATL41-like. The transcript is spliced from 2 exons. NCBI's taxonomy places the organism in Eukaryota, Viridiplantae, Streptophyta, Magnoliopsida, Fagales, Juglandaceae. The record is from RefSeq and is a predicted model, not a curated record. Bases 1 to 648 code for a protein of 215 amino acids.
AUGUCCUCCACUGAUAAUGACCCAUUUCGUGCCAUGAAUAAUCACGAUCCAGGUCCCCCACCCUUGCUCAAUCCUGACAACAGGAAUCAUUUGAAUGGUGAGCAGCAACCCAGGCGCGGGCUUGAUCCGGAGGUCAUCGCGUCGUUACCGGUGUUUGUUUUCAAUCAAAGGGAUGUCGAAAUGAUUGAUGCGUCGUCGACUGCGACGGAGUGCACGGUGUGUCUAAGCACGUUGGAGAGUGAAGACAUGGCUAGGUUGCUUCCAAACUGUAAGCACAUUUUCCAUGCGGAAUGCAUAGAUAAGUGGUUGAGUUCACACUCUACAUGUCCUAUUUGUCGAUGCGAGGCUAUGCCGGAAGUUCAUCCCGAGUCUUGUGAGGCUCCGGCAAGUCCGGCCGGCCUAGAGACUGCAGCACCCACGGCUCCAUCUUUAGGGUUUGCGAAUUCUGGAUUGUCAUCAUGCGUGGUAGCUGGGACAUCAGAUGGUGCUGGCCAAUCCUCUGAUCAAAAGAUCGUGGGUGGUUCGACCUCAUCACGAUUUAAUUCGUUCAAAAGGAUCUUAAGUAGGGAUAGAUCAUCUGCAAGAAUUCAUUCAGGUGGUAUUGAUCAAGACGAUGAUAGUACUGUAGAAGAUUUAGAGAGGCAGUGA